Molecule: messenger RNA, 1521 nt
Organism: Penicillium lagena
Lineage: Eukaryota; Fungi; Ascomycota; Eurotiomycetes; Eurotiales; Aspergillaceae
Product: putative MFS transporter Liz1/Seo1
Exons: 13
Coding region: 1-1521 (506 amino acids)
Biological process (GO): transmembrane transport
Cellular component (GO): membrane
Molecular function (GO): transmembrane transporter activity
Source: RefSeq, a predicted model, not a curated record
AUGUCACCCCCAACCACUGUCGUCGUCGAACAAGGCGGUUCCACGGAGCCGGUCGUUCAGACGAAAGUCAAGCGGCGCUGGGUCAGCUAUAUCUGGGAUACAUUUGACAAGUCGCCAGAGGAACGUCGGUUACUGUUUAAGCUGGAUUCAGCCAUUCUCACCUUCGCGUCUUUAGGGUACUUCAUCAAGUACCUGGACCAAAUUAACAUCAACAAUGCGUUUGUGUCUGGGAUGAAGGAAGAUCUGGGCAUGUACGGUAAUCAACUCAACUACAUGCAGACAUGUUGGACUGUCGGCUACGUUAUUGGCGAGAUUCCCAGCAAUCUUCUUUUAACCCGCGUGAGACCGAGAUACUGGAUUCCAGCUGCGGAGCUCCUAUGGACCGUUCUUACUUUCUCGAUGUCGAGGUGUAACACAUCUACCCAAUUUUAUGUGUUGAGAUUCUUCGUCGGUCUCGCGGAAAGCACCUUCUACCCCGGCAUGCAAUACAUAAUUGGUUCCUGGUAUCGAAAGGACGAGCUAGCAAAACGGUCGUGCAUUUUCCACACAAGCAGCGGAAUUGCAAGCAUGUUCUCUGGUUACCUUAUGGAUGCCGUUUUUAGACUCGGAGGACGAGGAGGGUUCAAAGGCUGGCAAUGGCUUUUUCUGAUUAAUGGAAUUAUUUCACUUCCAGUGGCAUUGGCCGGAUUCUUCGUAUUGCCUGAUGUGCCUGAAAUCUCGAAUCCGUGGUACCUCAGUAAAGAGGAAGUUGCCCUUGCCCAGAAACGUAUGCACCUGGAGGGAAGACAGAAUCGGGGCCCAUUUACCCGAACAAAACUCAAGAAAAUAUUUACCUCAUGGCAUAUCUACCUUUUGAUUGUCCUAUAUGUAACCUUCAACAAUGCCGCUGCAGGUAGUCAGCCUAUAUUCCAGCAAUUUUUGAAAGACUCAACAAACCCCAAGUACUCGGUUGAUCAAAUCAACGCAUACCCAACAACCACCUAUGCCGUCCAAGUUGUAACAACCUUGAUUUAUGCCUGGCUAUCUGAUACUGUUCUGAAAGGCAGACGUUGGCCACCAAUCAUCUUCGGCGCAUGUAUCAAUAUCAUGUGCUACGUCUCCCUGGCAGUUUGGGACAUUCCAAUGGGAUGGAAAUGGGCUUGCUACAUUCUUUGCGGUGGUGGAUUUGGACUCAGUGGUCUCUGCAUGGCUUGGGCUCACGAGAUUUGCGCUGGUGACAACGAAGAGCGAGCUCUGGUGAUUGGAAGCAUGAACGAAAUGGCCUACGUUUUCCAGGCCUGGCUACCACUUAUCAUUUGGCUCCAAGUUGAUGCGCCUCAGUAUCGGAAGGGAUUCAUCGGCACGACCAUUCUGUCUGUCAUUUUGAUCAUAACUGCCUUGAUAAUCCGAACCCUUCAGCAUAAGGAGGAUGCUGAGAAAGAGAAACGAACUUACGAGGCAGAAGAGACAGACGAGAUUGAAGAGGGCUUUACGGACUCGCCCGGGCUGACCCCGGUUGAUGCAAAACCUUCAAAGGUUUAA